Messenger RNA from Venustampulla echinocandica, 765 nucleotides. RefSeq lists its product as uncharacterized. Lineage: Eukaryota; Fungi; Ascomycota; Leotiomycetes; Helotiales; Pleuroascaceae. The transcript is spliced from 3 exons. The coding region runs from base 1 to 765 and encodes 254 amino acids. The record is from RefSeq and is a predicted model, not a curated record.
AUGGAGACAGGUACACAUCGCCUCGACGCGGUCGCCUCAUCACUACCCUACGAUCGUAUUGACGUUGGCUGGAUCGAGCGGCGAUUAAAGGAUCAAACCCGAGCCACCGCACGAACGAGCAGGUUAUCGGCAUACUUUGAUGGCUUCAUGGAGUUUGCUGAGGAACCGCCAUCUAUUUCUCGCUCUCCCAGCCCUGACUUACGAUCUCCACCCAUUUGGCAGACUGGUGCCGGCCACAAUACCACUCACCCCGACCCGUUUUCGCGCAACACGAUAAAUGGUAGACGGACUGCCAACGGCAUACCUCAGCGGCAAACUCGCCGCUCUACAACCGAGUCCGACUCGGAUUCAGGAUACUUUCAUCAACGUAGGAUACGACGGCAACUCACGCCGAUGCCAAGACAUAAACCUACUCACCGGCGACCUUUGAACACCCGAAAGAUAACCCAGCGGCCAGGAAAGCCGAAUGACAAAGUCGUGAGAGUCGCUAAUGCCCACGCCAUGGAAACAAGGUCGAAGAGCCGCAGAAGUGGACGGGGAUACAGAAGGAAAUGGCUUGGAGGCAAGUUAUCGGGUGGGCAAGGCGAGGCUGAUACAAAUGAGGCUCAAGAUGCCGUGCAAGGCUUUGACCUUGCACUUUGGUUGGCAGCCUAUCAAAAAGAGCCUAUGGAUAAGUUACAGGCCAAGAAUGUCACCAAUGCGCAGAUGGAAGAAGCCGACUUGAGAUUGGCCACAGGUUCUGAGGCAGGGCAUAUGAGAACAUAG